Molecule: messenger RNA, 1527 nt
Organism: Didymodactylos carnosus
Lineage: Eukaryota; Metazoa; Rotifera; Eurotatoria; Philodinida; Philodinidae
Source: the annotation of a GenBank genome assembly
AUGAAUGCUGAUGAAUUACAACGACAGAAAGAAAAUAUUGGCGGUCUUAUAUCAAUAAAUACAUUUUUAUUAACAAGAAUUGACCAAACGAUUGCAUUGGAGGAAUUGUCUUAUUCAAACGUAUUAGAAAGUGUUUUUUAUGAAAUAGAAAUUGAUACCAGUAUUACAACCAAACCCUAUGCAAAUGUUACAGUUGAAAAUAAAUCGGGUAUACUAUUAUCGAUUGGAAGUGUAUUUCGUAUAGAAUCUGUUAAAAUGAACCAGAACGGUAUAUGGCUUGUGAAGUUAAAAUGGGGAAAUGACGUACAGAUGCAAUUGAAACAUACUUUAGAAUUGAUUAAAAAUAAAAUCGGUGAUAUUCCAACUCUCUUUUUGACGGUGGGAAUGCUCUGGGACAAAGUAGGUGACUAUUCAAAAUCCGAUAUGUACUAUAGAGCUCUAAUUGAAAAUUUGCCAAAAGAUAAUAUGGAUACUGGAAAGCUUCAUAAUUUUAUUGGUGACUUAUUUUGUAGUCGAGGUGAUUAUUCAUUAGCUAUAAGUCAACAUGAACGCGCGAUUGCAAUCUAUAAAACAUCUCUAUUGGCUCCAACUCACCAUCUCUUUGCAUAUACAUACGGCAAUAUUGGUUUAAUUCAUAGUCAAUCUGGAAACUAUUAUGCUGCAUUAAAAUACUUUAAUAUUACGCUCGAUACACUGUUAAAAACACUUCCCCCUAAUCAUCUUGAUUUAACUCAAACAUAUAGUAAUAUCGCACAAGUUUAUCGAAAUAUAUGUAAUUAUACUCUGUCAUUGGAAAAUAAUAAGCGUAUCCUUGAAAUUCAACUUGCUCAUUUUUCACCAGUACAUUCUUCUAUCGCCACAACACUCAAUAAUAUUGGUUCUUUAUUCUUACAUAAAAGUGACGGUAUAACUGCUCUAAAGUACCACAGAAAAGCUCUGAUGGUACAGCUAAAAUCUUUAUCUCAUGAUCAUUUAUCAGUUGCUAAUACGUACAACAACAUGGGCUUAGUUUAUCAUUUUAGAAAAGAAUAUACAAAAGCACUCGAUAAUUUCAACAAAGCACUCGAUAUCCAACAGAAAUUAACGGAACCAUCAAAUAUGGGAAUGACUUUAAUUAAUAUUGCAAUGGUUCAGUGUGAAAAACGUCAAUUUACUUUAGCUUUAGAAAAUCUGGAGAAGACAUUAGGUAUUUAUAAAAAAGUGUAUUCUCUUAAUCAUCCUACAAUUGCUUUGGUCUAUGACUGUUUUGGAAGUGUUUAUCAGAUCAAAGGUGAGUUUAAAAUGGCACUGAAAAUGUUUGAAAACGUUUUGAAAAUACAGUCGCAAUGUUUUCCAAAUAAUCAUCCUGAUAUCGGUGGUACGUACAAUAAUCUAGGUGGUGUUCAUGAUGAUAUGGGCGAUUACGAGAGAGCGCUAAAAUAUUAUUACAAAGCAUUAGUUCUAGCACACGAAAUAUUGCCACAAAAUCACCCAGAUAUAGAACUUUAUCAACAUAAUAUAACCGAAGUUAAACGAAAAUUGGCAUGA